Messenger RNA from Neodiprion fabricii, 2358 nucleotides. RefSeq names its product TNF receptor-associated factor family protein DDB_G0272098-like. The transcript has 3 exons. NCBI's taxonomy places the organism in Eukaryota, Metazoa, Arthropoda, Insecta, Hymenoptera, Diprionidae. Bases 203 to 1681 code for a protein of 492 amino acids. The record is from RefSeq and is a predicted model, not a curated record.
UAGAGUUCACGCUACGCAACGACAGUCUACACAGGAUACAGCUUAACCUGUUGUUUUUCUGCUUGACACUGUUUCUAGGCAAACUGAGCGACAGCCUGACCAUAGUCAGCCUCUCAGUCGUUGCUUUGACCCUCCAUUGCAGGCACAUCACCACCUCCAUUGAUUUUGGUAUACGAAAGAAUUUCCCUACAAAGAGGAAUUGAUGAAAAUUAUCAGACGAAUCAUAAAAAGUCAACCCAGUCAAGGUGAACUGAGCACUGUGCACCUUUCAAUAACUUACAAACACACGUUUUGGACACGACAGGACAAGAUGUUUGCGAUGCUGAAGUUUUGCAAUCGACAAGGUGCCGCAGCUUUUCCUCAAGCAUUUAUUCUAACUAUUUCUAUUGUGGACAAUAUGGCAAAUCAGACAUCCGGACCCAGGAUCACCCAGGGUGAUCUGGAUUUAAGGUGCCCAAAUAGCAACGUAUUUCAAUCAUCGACAGUCUUAUCCAGUCCUGUUGCAACGACCGUGUCUGACAAAACCAUUCUUCCAUGGGCUGAGGCUAAUAUCAAUCGUACAAGACUUUCGAGACAUCCAGGCUGUAACAACGAGCUGACAAAGACAGAAAUCGUGGCUGUUGACGUAAGUGCUAGCAAGAGGACUUGCGCAGGUAGUGAUUUUGACGGCUUUAGAAAUGUUCACGAAUCAUUGGAAGGUACGACGACUAAGUGUAUAAGUGGAGUCGGGAUGCAGUGGCUAGAUACACGGACGACUAUACAGAGCCAGGUUAAAAAGUAUCAUAACACACAAUUAGUAACCGCAGACGACAGUGUGGAAUAUUCGCAGGACACCUACAGUGCUCAUCCGCGUACAGAGCGGGACGAGUUGUCAAAUAUCCAGGUAACGGGUAACACAAACAAGGACAAAGGUGACCAAGAAAUCGAGGGUUUGAGAAAGGAAUCUCAGCAAAUUUAUCCACGGUCAUUGAAUAUCACCGAUCUAGUCAUGGGAGGUUUAAUGUUCACCAUCAAACAGGAUGAGAACAAUGUCAAAGUGGUGGAACAGAGAACGAAAAUGGAAUUGGAUGAAGUUUUAGAGAACUCUGAAAAAAUUGAAACAAAAGAGGGUUCAAGAUGCUUGGUAAAUUCUAGUCUGCUUGGAUUGGAGAACCUUGUGACCAAUAUUGAAAUACCCGACAGUCACCUGAAAAUCCUAAGAACCACCAAUAUCAGUCCCACGGUCGACUACGAAACUUUCUUGCCUUACGAUAUACGUGAGAAUCGUGGAGGCAUGGCCACCGGAGGAGUCCUGCCAGUCCGAUCCAGUGUCGAUGAUGAGAGGACUGAUCUUAUUCGUUGCAACAGUCAAAGUUUGAUGGAAAGCUAUAAUGACAUCGACAACGUCGAUAUCAGCAACGCUGAUAAGAAUGGCAAUAAUAAGAAUAUUAAUGACAACGACAAUAAUAACAAUUACAAUAUUAACACCAGUAUCAAUAACAUCACAGCGAGCAAUGUUCACAUAGACAUGUGGAAAUUAUUACACGACAUGACCCGAGGUGCGAAAGUUGUGGUCGAACGUAUCAGCGAUGCUGAUGUGAGGAAUGCGAAGAAACCUUUGACGAACCAGGAAUCCGCAAAUACAGGCAGCUCUGCAUGUACUUUACCUAGCAGCAUAAAUCGACGAUGGUUAGAAAUGUAAUUCAGCAACUGCAAACGCGCAAAUAUAAAGAACAGAAGUAUAGAAGGCGGGCUUUCAAGUGAGCAAAUUAUACAGAGGUCUUAGAUAUUUUCACCAUACGAAAUUAAUACGGUAGUACUUGGCACAAUGGAAGUGCGAUAAAUCUGUAUAAAAGGGCAUUUACGUGUACAGUCUGUAGAAGGAGGUGAAUUGACAAUAUCGUAUGUUUGAAUUUUAUUCAAUUCUUAUUCAGUAGGUAUGGAUUUCAUGGUUCACUGAUGGUCAAAAAGUAUCCACAACUGUGUAAGGCAUGGUUUUGUAUUUCUUAAAAUUAGCAAUAUUUCGUAAUUAUUGGACAAUCAAGGGAAAACUAUCACGUUGUACAGUAUCGGAUUGCCUUAAUAUAAAGUAACAGUUUUUAUGAAACAUUACGCUAUACCUGUGUAAAUAUAAAAAUUUGAAUAUAUCGAUAGAAUUCCGUGAAACGGAAAUGUUACGUUCAAGCGUGGGCCAAACGAUAGUUGCGUCGGGUAGCUUGGAUCAGUACAGUUCACGAAAUCCUCUCGGUAAAUCGAUAAACUGGUCCGCUAAGAGAUUCAAAUACAUUACGUUACUUCAGCAACGGCCGUAAUGAGUAAAUCCUCAAAAUUAUUCAACGUGUUUGAUUUUUCUACUAAUAAAUUGUUCCCAACAUGAAA